AUGAUAUAAAAAUUCAUACAAAGAGUUUCCUAUUUCGACACAUUUGGAGCAGAAGUGAAGUUGAAUUUUAGGAAAAAAGAAACUCAUUAAUCACCAUUUGGAGGCUUUUGUACAAUCCUUUUGGUGGUUGUAUUGGCCAUCGUUUUCAUACAAGGAGCCAUCAGUCUAAUAAAACAGGAAACUUUCACUGUAUAUUUAUUAGAUAAUCUAUUGAGAUCUCAUCCAAUCGGAUUUUGAACAUUGAUCCACCUACAACCAUGCUCAACUACAACGAUUACAUGAUGGCAUUCCAAGUAGAAGAUCCUAUAAUCGACGGAACCAAACAAUUAAUAGAUUUUAUCUAUACUUAAUAUGAGUAAAGCAUGAAUGAAAAUGGUACAUUGAGUAAAACUGAAAAAUACUCACUACCACUUGAAAAAUGCACAGUCAACCAUUUUUAGGACUUUAAUGAAUCCACUAUAUACAAUGUAUAUCACUUAUCUUCUAACUCUAGAAAAUACUCAAAGACUAACUCAAUGGCUAUUAUUGUCUACCACUUAAUUAUACUCUAACUUUGGAAGGCACCUAUAAAUCUAAUACGUUUUAAUAUGGAAGAAUAACAGCUCUACUUUGCUCCACCAACUAAUGUUAUUCAACAUCUGAAAUUCAGUAAUUCUAACUCCAGGGCUAUUUCAAUAAUAGUUUUAAAAUCAAUACUUUAAUGCUCAAUCGAGUUUCAAAUUUAAAUUUAGAAUCUAAUUACUUAUCCUAUAUUUACUCUGAUUUCUAUAUUUCAACAAGACUUGGACUCGAAACCAAGACAGAUAUUUAUCUUGAGAGAUAAGAAAUGACAAUUGAAAAUUCUGUUGUCCCUGGAAUAAAGGAUAUCAAAGAUGAACAUGUUUUUUCUAUUGUGGAAAAUAAAUUAACUCCAAAUGCUGUUUAUACUUCUAAUAUUACUAAAGUAGCAUCAUUUUACUUACGUCUUUCAUAAUCUGAGAUGCAUCAUUCAAAACAAUAUUAUCGAGUAGAUGAACUAAUCUCUUAUGUAGGUGGCAUCACUAAGUUUUUAGCCACUGUAAUUGGUUACUUUAUACUUCGAUAUAAUGAAACUGGUUUAUAAAUUAAAAUGGCUAAUGCUUUGUAUUAAUUUGAUAUGCCAGAGAAAAAAAAAGGAGAGUUGGUUUUCUCUUUUUAAUCUUUGGUUACUAAAAUAAUAGACUCUAUGAAAUCUGUUGAUGAUGUAGUUCAAAAAUUUAAACAUAGUGCUCAUAGAGUAAUACAUAUGACUAGAGUAGCAACUGCAUUAAGAUUGCCAAUUACUUCAACUUAAUAAUAUGAUAAAAAUGAAUAAGAUAAUGUAAGUGUACAUACACAUAGAGUUUAAAUAAUAAAUCAUGAUGUACAUUAUGGCAAUUUAAAAUCAGAGAAAUCUUUAGAUUAAUCUCAUGAAAAUAAUCAUUAACCAAAUUUAGAUAAAGAUAAAGAGAAAUUCUUAGACUAAUUUAUAAAAUUAAUUUUGGAAAGUAAAAAGAAAUUAUCAUUUGGAGUACAUUUUAUUGUUAAAUAAGUUACUGGUUCAUUCAAAAGAAAUAGCACCACCAAUUAUUAAGCUAGAAUAUUUGAAAAGUCUAGAAAAAUGAUAUUAACAGAUAUGGAUAUAUUAGUUGUUAUGAAUAAACUAUAAGAAAUAGAGAAAUUCAAACAUAUUUUUCUCAAUAAGACUUAAAGAAAAGUAUUUAAUUAUUUACCAAAACCAGUUGUUUGUGUAAGUGAGAAUAGAUCAGAAAUUAGACAUCAUGAUGAUUAAUUAUAAGAAAAUGAUUUGACUAAUAAAAAAAAUGAUAUGUUGAAAUUAAAGAGUAGUUCUAAAAGUUUAUUAGGAGGCAGAUAGAUUUACAAUACAGAAAGAAAAUUUAAGAGAUUGUAUAAAGCAUAUGAAAGUUUGGCUUUAAAUGAUCAUAGUAGUAAUGAAGAUUUAGAACAUCAUUAUAAAAGCAAUAAAGAUUAUGAACAUUAAUUUAAACAUAAUGAAGAAUUAGAGCAUUCAUUCAAUCAUAAUAACAAUUUAGAAUAAUCAUUGAACAAAAGAUUAUUAAAAAUGGUUGAACCAACAAUUUAAUAUAGUUUCAAUUCUCUUGUUGAACUAGAAAAGAUAUCCAGAUAAUCAAAAUAGAAUAAAAGUAAAAAUAAGAGAGUUAUUACUCCAGCUUUAAAAAAUCGUAUGGUUUAAUUAGAUUCUUAGAAUGAAGAAGGUGAAGAUGAUAAUGAUAUGGAUUGUAUAACUUUAAAGGGUUCUAAAAAAGAACAAUAGACAAAAAGAUCACCUAAUAGUUUAAGCAAUUAUAAUAUAAAGAAGUCUCAUAAUACUUUAGGUAGUAGUUCAAGACAGCAUUAAGAAAUUAAAUUAACUAAAGUUCAAUCAAAAUAAGACUUAAUAGAUAUAGAAGUAUUAAGUUCAUGA
Messenger RNA from Paramecium pentaurelia, 2443 nucleotides. Lineage: Eukaryota; Ciliophora; Oligohymenophorea; Peniculida; Parameciidae. The record is from the annotation of a GenBank genome assembly.